AUGGUUUCCCCUAUGUUGAAGGUCGUGGGGGCAGCCCUGCUGCUUGCUGGGCUGCCCUGUGUAUACCCUGCGGAGCUUGAUGGUAGGGCCCCCCCCCAAAUCCCUGAAGCGACAAAAGAGGUAGUGAGCAAGCCUCGAGCUGCAACUGACCUGAGGCUAAGGGACACACAGGGGAAUAUCUUUCCUGCUCCGCUGCACUUCCACUUGGCCCUGGCGGUCCCCGUCCUUGCGUUGCUGCUGCUGCUAUUUUACCCCCCGAGCCGUCGUCAGAGCAGCGGCAAAUCCUCGACAGCAACGGGAGCAGCAGCAGUUGGACCCCCGUACGAGGGAACCCAAACCCCUGGGCCCCCUCAAGAGGACCCUCUGGCCCAGCAGCAGGAUCUCCCCUCUCAUCUCCCUGUGGAGGCCCCGUCAGAUCCCCCUCAGGCACAGAUGGGGGGCCUUGAUGGCGAGUCUAACGACGGUGAGCCCCACUCAGGAGAUGAAACGUCGGAGGCUAAAGAUCUUCAGACAAACGUGCAGGCCCCAGGCCCCCCCGCGGAAACCUCCAAACAGCCGCAGGAGGGGCUCCCUAUAGCGUCGGAGGGAAGAGACCCCAAAGGAGAUAGCACCGAGGGCCCCGAUGUUCCGUCUGUCGUUGUCAAAGAGGUAUCAAAGGGAGAAGGGGAAAAAGGGACCCCUGAAUGGGCGGCAGGCAGGGGUCGCCUUUCCACCCCACAGGAAGAACCCCCCGCAGAACCGCGGCUGAGCCCCAACAUAAGCUGGCAGGAAGGGGCCUCUAGGUCCAAAACAGGGGCCCCACAACCUCUGCCGAUGAUGGCUCCUUCUGAAUUCCAAGGAGGACUCCUUCCAACUCAGAAGGGGCCCUCUACCCUGGCUGCUGUGGCUGGGGGUGGGGGCGCUGUUAACCAGUGGCAAUCUCCUGCCUCUCGGUUGUCCCCCCCCGCUCCUCUUCCUAGGGUGGGGCACCCAUUCCCGCUCCAUCGACAGGAAGGAUUUUCUUCACACAGUCUGGGUGGCCCCUCUGGGUUUGACCGAUUUGUGCCUCCUCCCCCACCUACCGUGGAAACUGAGAUGGGGGGGACCCCUCCGUCUUCACAGUUGGCGCCCCCAUCCGCACCUCGUCCCCAGAAAAGUAUUGAAGCGGUGGUGGAGCACCCCACUUCGCAUCCAAAACUAGGGCCCCCAACAUUACCGCGUCCCGAUAAAAAAAUCGUUAAAUCGCUGCUGAAGCGCCUCUCUUCGAAGAAAGCGGGGGUGCCAACUUCAGCUAAUCCCCAAGAAGGAUUUCUUCAACUUGAGCUGGGAGGCCCACCUCAGCCUGAGACGGUGGAGUUCCCCUCCGCACCUCAUCCCCAGGGAGGACUUCCUAGACCCCAAAUGGAGGGGCCAGCGCCUCUUGCUAGAGAGUGGUUCCCGUCACUUCCUAACGUGGGGCCCCCGUCACUUCCUAAGGUGGCGCCCGCACCACCACCUCGCCCUGAGAAAAAGACUCUUAAAUCGAUCUUGAAGCGCAUCCCUUCGGCUGCAAAGAAGUUGCAGCAGGCUUUACCUAACGCCGCAGAACUACUUCCUGCUUUGCAGCUGGAGGGGACCCUACGCCAUUACCGGAAAGAACCUCCUGCAUCAAAGUCGGGGGACCCCCCUUCUGCAGAGAUGGAGCCAGCAUCCAAUCCUCAGGGGGGACUUCCUGCACCUCAUCUGGGGUCUCACAAGGUUCUUCCGCCGAGGCCCCCUCCGCCGCGUUUCAAAGUCUCACCACCUGUCAAAACGGGGCCUCCUGAGCUGGGGGGCCCGCCUCCCCUUUCCACGAGGGAGUCUUCCUCUACACUGUCUCAGGAGAGUGAACCUUCUGCACCUGGAGUACAGGGCCCUCCUCUGCAGCCGAUGCGACCUGCACCGAAGCCAGGGCCCCGGGUGGGGUUGGUCCCUCAACCGAACGCGGCUGCUGCAGAUGAUGUGUCGGUCGCACGUAAUCCGCCUCAGCCUGUUCCUACGGCGACCCUUGUUGAUUUGGCUCCUCCUCAACAACAACAAGCGAAAGAUGAGUGGGUCGCACGUUUUCCCCAAGAUACAGGGUUCCCCCAGCCUGCUUCUACGGUGGACCUUGCUGGGUUGGCUCCUCCUGCGCCUUCUCCAGAAGAGGGUGAUGCGUGGGUCCCCCUUGGUUCUGUGGAUACGGGGGCCCCCGAGCCUGCUUCUGCGGUGGAUGCUUUUGGAUUGGUUCCUUUUUCUUCUAAGGAAGAGGGUGAUGUGUGGGUCCCCAGUGAUUCUGUGCAUGUGGGGGCCUUUGAGGGUGCUUUUACGGAGGACCCUUUUGGACCGUUUAAGCCUCUUGCUCUGGACGAGGGUGAUAUGUGGGACCCCCGUGGUUCUGUGGAUACGGAGGCCAACCACCCUUUUAGUACGAAUAUCCCUUUUGAAUCGUUUGCUUCCCCCCUUAAGGAAGAGGGUGUUGUCUCGUUCCCCCUUGGUUCUGUGGAUACAGGGGCCCCCGAGCCUGUUACUACGGUGGACCCUCCUCUGUUGACUCCUCAUCCUAAAGAAGAGGGUGAUGAGUGGGCCCCCCGUGAUCCUGUGGAUACGGGGGCUCCCCAACCUGCUUCUGCGCUGAACCCUUUUGGAUAUUUUGCUUCCCCUCCUAAGGAAGAUGGUGAUGUGUCGGUCCCCCGUGGUUCUGUGGAUACGGGAGCCGCGCAGCCUGCUUCUGCGCCGAACCCUUUUGGAUUCUUUGCUUCCCCUCCUAAGGAAGAUGGUGAGGUGUCGGCCCCCCGUGGUUCUGUGGAUGCGGGUGCCCCCGAGCCUGCUUCUGGGCAGAACCCUUUUGGAUUUUUUGCUUCCCCUCCUAAGGAAGAUGGUGAUGCGUGGGUCUCCAGUGAUUCUGUGGAUACGGGAGCCGCGCAGCCUGCUUCUGAGCUGAACCCUUUUGGAUUCAUUGCUUCCCCUCCUAAGGAAGAUGGUGAGGUGUCGGCCCCCCGUGGUUCUGUGGAUGCUGGUGCCCCCCAGCCUGCUUCUGCGCUGAACCCUUUUGGAUCUUUUGCUUCCCCUCCUAAGGAAGAUGGUGAUGUGUGGAUCCCCCGUGAUCCUGUGGAUACGGGGGCUCCCCAGCCUGCUUCUGCGCUGAACCCUUUUGGAUAUUUUGCUUCCCCUCCUAAGGAAGAUGGUGAUGUGUCGGUCCCCCGUGGUUCUGUGGAUACGGGAGCCGCGCAGCCUGCUUCUGCGCCGAACCCUUUUGGAUUCUUUGCUUCCCCUCCUAAGGAAGAUGGUGAGGUGUCGGCCCCCCGUGGUUCUGUGGAUGCGG
Messenger RNA from Eimeria maxima, 3301 nucleotides. RefSeq lists its product as hypothetical. The annotation marks the transcript as partial. The transcript has a single exon. The record is from RefSeq and is a predicted model, not a curated record. NCBI's taxonomy places the organism in Eukaryota, Apicomplexa, Conoidasida, Eucoccidiorida, Eimeriidae.